UUUUGUCACCCCCUUUUCAUUUAGCCUUAUUCUCCUCAACAUCACAUUUGUAUUAUUAUCUAGAGAGAGAGAGAGAAGGUGAAGGAAAUAAGCCAAAAUGGUAAGGGCUCCUUGCUGUGAGAGGAUGGGAUUAAAGAAGGGGCCAUGGACUGCAGAAGAAGAUCAAAUUUUGAUAUCUUUCAUUCAAAGAUAUGGACAUGAAAAUUGGAGGGCACUUCCUAGACAAGCUGGUUUAUUAAGGUGUGGAAAAAGUUGCAGACUAAGGUGGAUAAACUACUUAAGGCCAGACAUUAAACGAGGAAACUUUAGUAAGGAAGAAGAAGAAACCAUCAUUAAGCUGCAUCAAGUUCUUGGAAACAGAUGGUCUGCAAUUGCAUCAAGGCUACCUGGACGAACAGAUAAUGAAGUAAAGAAUUUUUGGCACACUCACUUGAAGAAAAGGUCAGAACACAAUUAUCUACUACCAUCUACUACAACUACAAAGAGAAGCUCUCAUGAUAUGAUGAUACCUAAAAGGACAACAAAUGUUUCACAAAAAAUCAAUCACCAUAUAAUUGCUUCAAAUUAUCAAGCUUCCCAAAAUAUUGUUACCUAUCAUCCAACUUGUGAUGUUGAAGAUCUUCAAGAGAAUAACUCAUCAAGUUAUUCUGAGAGUACUCAAUCAAACAAGGAGGAAAGCAUGCAAUCCAUUAAUGGUGAAAAUAUAGGUACUGAAUCUGCAAAUGGACAUGGGGACACUAGUUUCAGCAAUGAUAUGGUUUUUUGGUAUAAUAUCUUCAUGGGUGCAGGAACAAUAUCUGAGAGUUAGAGGUGAUCGAAUCCAUGUUCUAGAGUCAACAAGUUCAGAAUAAGUAUGAUCUUAUUAUAUGUAUACGUUUUAAAUUUUUUCGUAUAUGUAUACAAAGUCGAGACAAGAAACGUAACGUCAAUGACCACGGAAAUCGCUCUAGAUCCGCCUCUAACUUAUGAGAGUUGGAUUUCCACGAUAUGAUGUGUGUUUAUAGAUAGCAUCUAUAGUUCUUGUGCUUAUUGGAAUUUAUUGAGUCCAAUCAUACAGUAAGAAGCCCCCUUAUGAAGUAAACGAGUGAAAUAAAACAGCAUUCAAGGAGAUUUACAUAUUAGGGCUUUCUUGAUAAUGUUCCCUUGCUGUUGAAUCGUGCUUUUCAAUAAAAUGGAAUAGAUCUUGUCAAUUUUUCUACUUGCUAGAAAUUACUUGGUACUCUAGCAGUGUCUUAAGUAAAGUAGAAUUUUAUGAGUUUUUCAUUAAACUGAAAUUAUUCAUACUUGUGAUGAGAAAGGGUCACAACUUUUGUGCAAUACAAAAUACUUUGUUGAGUAUUGAGGUUUUAGGUCCAAGAAUUAGUAAGUUUCUUCUUCUUUUGAUUAAUUAAUUCAGAGGUUUUAGAGUUGUAAUCGAUUCUAUUUGCAUCUUAGUUUUGAUUUAAUUCCGUUCUA
Messenger RNA from Nicotiana attenuata, 1455 nucleotides. Its product is annotated as myb-related protein Myb4-like. NCBI's taxonomy places the organism in Eukaryota, Viridiplantae, Streptophyta, Magnoliopsida, Solanales, Solanaceae. The record is from RefSeq and is a predicted model, not a curated record. The transcript is spliced from 3 exons. Bases 98 to 808 code for a protein of 236 amino acids.